CAUCUAAUCAUUAUUCUAGCGUUGAGUAAAGCCCUCUCAAUGCCCGCCCCUGAUAAAUCCUUGAAAACCACUGAGGAAGUGGCUCUUCAGAUCCUCUUGCUUUGUCAGUUUGGGGUUGGGACUGUGGCCAAUAUUUUUCUGUUUAUCCAUAAUUUCUCUCCAAUCUUAACUGGUUCUCAACAGAGGGCCACACAUAUGAUUUUAACAAACAUAGCUGUGGCCAAUGCUUUGAUUCUCUUCAUCACUGUCUUUCCAAACAACAUGAUGACUUUUGCUCAAAGAAGUCCUCUAACUGACCUCAAAUGUAAAUUUGAAUUCUUCACUCGCCUGGUAGCAAGAAGCACCAACUUGUGUUCCACCUGUGUCCUGAGUAUCCAACAGUUUCUCACUCUUGCUCCUAUUCAUAGAGGUAAAGUUUUGCUUAGAGCAAAUGUCCCAAAUUUUGCUACUUACUCUUGUUGCAGUUGUUGGUUCUUCAGUGUUUUAAAUAAUAUCUACAUUCCAGUUAUAGUCACUGGUCCUCAGAUAACAGACAAUAACACUGAUUCAAAAAGAAAGUUGUUCUGUUCCACUUCUGGAUUCACUGUAGGCAUUGUCUUCUUGAGGUUUAUCCAUGAUGCCACAUUCAUUAGCAUCAUGGUCUGGACCAGUGUCUCCAUGGUGCUUCUCCUCCAUAGACAUCGCCAGCGAAUGCAGCACAUCCUCACUCCCAAUCAGGACACCAGAGGUCAAGCUGAGACAAGAGCAACCCAUACUAUCCUGAUGUUGGUGGUCACAUUUGUUAGCUGUUAUCUUCUACAUUUUAUUUGUAUCAUCUUUCAAAACUUUUUUAUAGAUUCACGUCUCUUUGUGAGGCAUGUCAGUGAAGCUUUGAUCUUAAGCUUCCCCACAAUUUCUCCCUUAUUGUUGAUCGUCAGAGAUCCUAAGGAUCCUUGUUCUGUGCGAUUCAGCUGUUGA
This is a messenger RNA of Rattus norvegicus (Norway rat), 957 nucleotides long. RefSeq names its product vomeronasal 1 receptor 34 like 1 (gene Vom1r34l1). The record is from RefSeq and is a predicted model, not a curated record. The transcript has a single exon. Gene Ontology annotation, cellular component: membrane; plasma membrane. NCBI's taxonomy places the organism in Eukaryota, Metazoa, Chordata, Mammalia, Rodentia, Muridae. Bases 40 to 957 code for a protein of 305 amino acids. Gene Ontology annotation, molecular function: G protein-coupled receptor activity; pheromone receptor activity. Gene Ontology annotation, biological process: signal transduction; G protein-coupled receptor signaling pathway; sensory perception of chemical stimulus.